Molecule: messenger RNA, 1548 nt
Organism: Colletotrichum truncatum
Lineage: Eukaryota; Fungi; Ascomycota; Sordariomycetes; Glomerellales; Glomerellaceae
Source: RefSeq, a predicted model, not a curated record
AUGCCACCUUACGCGCCGCCCGGUGGCGAUCAUUUGGACGCUCUGAAUGGCCAGCGUCUGCCUUCCGAUCCUGAUCACUGGGUCAGGGCAUGCAUAGUUCAUGGAAUUCGGCAUAAUGAAGCAUUUGCAAACUCUGAGGCUGUGCGGAAGCUCUGCUUGAAAUCAGACAACAGGUCUUAUGCCCGCGCUCGCAACGCGCGUCUCAUCAUGAGCAACAUCGUGCCAGAGAUGUUGACGGACGACGACAUGCCGUACUGCAUCUGGUACCCGCAUGUGGCAAGCGAGGAGACUUAUCGCGAACUGGCAGAGCGCCACCCCGGAAUGCGGUAUCUUGUCGGCCGGGCAUGUGCGGUUGCAGGCUAUUCCAAGCUCUACGGCGAGCUCGAUAUUCUUCCCGAAGUCUCAAUAGCAGAGGAAGCUAGAGACAACUCAAGCAGCGAGGGUUCCAAAGCUAUUUUUGAUGCCAUUAUGAGACAGCCCAUCUGCUACAAAGUUCUCGAUGACUACAAACGGCGUCUCAACGUGGACAACCCAUCAUCACCAGCCUGGAUGAACGGCGAUAUAGCCGUCCGAUCGUCGUUGAACGUCCGGCUCGGGCCAGACAAGUACGAGGAAUGGGGGCUGCACUACUUCAACAUCACCGAAGACUACAACAUCGAUCGAGCCUCAUCAGAAAUUACUAAUCAUGAGCCGCUCGCCGCUGAAGAUGUCGCACUCUUCUACACGCCUCUACUCUCGCACCUGCCGACCACCAACAAAGACGCGUUGAUUCUCAUGGCAGCUUACGAGGGCAACUUGGAACGCUACGUACGUCUUCGCAGGCCGGUGAUGCUCCACGACGAGGCCAGGGCCAUUGUCCGGGGCAUCUACCACAAUACCACUUUUGCCAAGUGGUGGUCGCUUCAGGAAGUCCAGCCGGGUCAGCGCUUCAUCAAAGCCGCCUACAUGGCACGAUUCAUCAUGGUCAACGACUUGUCGCUCAUCACGCCGAGCAGUCCUAUCCGGGGCGAUAUGCCCUCCCUGAUAUGGUGGCCGUUGGUUCCGAGGGAGGCAACGCUGAAAGAGCUUGCGCACCGGCGGCCGGACAUGAAGUUACAGGUGGCGAUGGCGUGUGUCGAAGGCGACUAUAGGGUUCUUUGGGAGGAGCUCGCCCCAGAGCCUUGCGAGGAGCUUUGGGAGCAGGCGCGUCGGCAGCAGAACGAUAGCUGGCCCAGCAGCCCAAACCGGAACUACUACGUCGACUACUUGGAGGGGCGUGCCAAGGAGCUGGGUGUCAGCGUCCACAGAACAGAUAAUGCCACCAAUUGUCUGGAUGCGGCGGUUCGCGACAAGGAGCCCACGACGUUCUGGCUGAGCACGUACGUCGCCGGGCGUCCCUAUGUAUUGGUGGACUCCAACCCCGGCGGAAGCAUCUAUCCGGGUGGAACACAGGCAAAUGCAGCUAGUUGGGAGUUGUUGAUGUGCUCGAGUGAGGAGCUAAGACGUGAGGCAGAGGAUGGGGGCGAGUUCAUGCUAUACAACGAUUACUUGUUUUCCGAUAAAGAGUGA